Helicoverpa armigera (cotton bollworm) is the source of this 1255-nucleotide messenger RNA. RefSeq lists its product as uncharacterized. The coding region runs from base 60 to 1196 and encodes 378 amino acids. The record is from RefSeq and is a predicted model, not a curated record. Gene Ontology annotation, cellular component: cytoplasm. NCBI's taxonomy places the organism in Eukaryota, Metazoa, Arthropoda, Insecta, Lepidoptera, Noctuidae. Gene Ontology annotation, biological process: protein transport. The transcript has 8 exons.
GUUAAUUUCAUUCCAAUAACAGAAGGGUGUGGUUGUUACUUGUUACCAUUUUAUUCAUAAUGGGUUUCGAAAAUGGCGUAGUUACUUUAAAUCAUGCUUCUCAUACAUAUUUUUCGGGCCAGACUAUUAAUGGACACCUCUCAUUCUUCUUGGAAAACAGUAAAGUUAUCCAUGGGAUUUAUGUGGAGGUGAAGGGUUGGCGCAAAGUUAAUGGGACUACGGAGCGUCGGUGUUGGUUGUUCCCUCGUUUAGCUUAUACGGUAGAUCAUAUCUCUUACGAGGUGUGCCUUAGAAGAACGACAUUUGUAUGCGGUGGUGUAACUGGGAACUACUUUCUCCGGGCAGGUCGACAUGAGUUCAAGUUCGACUGCCCUAUCCCUGUUGACUCUCCAUCUUCGUUCGAAAGGAAGCAUGAGCACAUCAGAUAUUGCUUCAAUAUAGUCAUGCUUACCACUGGGAUGUUUUCUUCUGAUAAAAAGAUACUUGUUCCUUUCCGAGUUCUUUCCAGCAAGCAACAAAAAAAGCCGAUAGAAUUUCAACUGGAUGACGACUGGGCUGUUUGCGUGGCAUUCUCGCAAAUACCGGUGAAGCUUGCAACAGGGGACUGCGGUGUUGGGCGAGUUCUAAACCUAGAAGUCAUCUGCAAGAAUAAAGACGAAAGCAAUACCAAAACAGUGGUACCCAUGAAACAGCCAGUGGCCUCAGAAGCCACACAAUCCAUCGAUUCUGAUCCCCCAACCUGCAAGACAGAGAGCAAUGAAGCAGAGAUCAAUAAAACUCCCACUCUAGCUGGGAAGAAGUGCAACUGGAACUUGGAUUUUCAGAUAUUUAAGAAAAAAGGCGGUCGCCAGACCAAGCCUCUCGCAAUUGGAAGUAUCCCUUUGGCUGGAUUACCAUCUAAUAAGCUGGUCCCAAUUUGCGGUCCUACAGAUGGAACUAAUGAUUUCCCUCCUGUUGUAAUAAAUCAACCUCUGUCGAUCAAUUCUCCCUACUCUGGUGGUAACCCAGGAUUUUCUUCGAAUGAGAACACCUCAAUGAUUAAUGUUCCGAUGAGGGAAUCCAGUCCUACGGGACCUCCGCCAUCGUACUGGUGUUCAGUAUCCAAGCCUGUGUCUGGCGCUGGCGACGUGGAUGAACAUAAAGAAAAAAACCCGACUGAUCCUAUCCCGGAAGCACCAACAAAUCAUCAACCUUAAAACUCACAUUGUGAGUAGAAGAACAGUGAGAAGAGAAUAAAGAAAACUUAUAAAUCCUU